UGAAGACGGGGUAUUCUGGGGGACUGGGGACAGUCUGCUAGCUCCUCCUGAGUGUCAACUUGAGAACUUUGGAAUCCUGUGGUUUUAAAACUUCCAGAAGUGCCUGUUAUCACACAAAGUGGCAAAGUGUUUUUUAUUUUGUUGGAGUUCAGAAGAGCAUGCUGCGGAUAUGUUUAACCCAUAUGUAUUAGAUAUUCCAGCUGUAAUUUUUGACAACGGAUCAGGACUCUGCAAAGCAGGCCUUUCUGGAGAGAUUGGACCCCGUCAUGUCAUCAGUUCUGUCGUGGGACAUCCUAAAUUCAACAUGCCAUUAUCAGAAGCCACUAAGAAAAGGUACCUUGUGGGAGAAAAAGCCCUAUACAAAUACGACGCCUUGCAUUUGCACUACCCCAUUGAGCGUGGACUAGUAACAGGAUGGGAUGACAUGGAGAAACUCUGGAAGUAUCUUUUUGAGUGGGAGCUAGGAGUAAAACCCUGUCAACGACCUGUGCUCAUGACUGAGCCCUCCUUGAACCCAAGGGAGACUCGAGAGAAAAUGGCAGAAGUGAUGUUUGAGACCUUCAAUGUGCCUGCUUUCUACCUGUCCAAUCAUGCAGUGGUAGCACUAUAUGCCUCUGCCUCUGUCACGGGAUUAGUGGUGGACAGUGGGGAUGGGGUCACUUGCACUGUCCCUAUCUUUGAGGGUUACUCCCUGCCUCAUGCUGUUACCAAGCUCUACGUGGCAGGAAGGGACAUCACAGAGCACCUCACUCGGCUCCUCCUUGCUAGUGGAAGUAACUUCCCUUGCAUACUCAAUAAGGCCUUAGUGGGUGACAUCAAAGAGAAGCUGUGUUAUGUGGCCUUGGAUCCAGAGAAAGAGCUAUGUAAGAGGCCAGAAGAGGUUCUGAGAGAAUACAGACUGCCAGAUGGGAAUGUUAUCUACAUUGGAGACCAGCUGCAUCAGGUGCCUGAAAUUCUUUUUGCACCUGACCAGCUGGGUAUCCACAACCCAGGACUCUCCAAAAUGGUGUCCAGCAGCAUUAUGAAGUGUGACACUGAUAUCCAAAAUAAUCUUUUUGCAGAAAUUGUGCUGUCUGGGGGCACCACUCUUUUCCCUGGGCUUGAGGAAAGACUUAUGAAAGAACUGGAACAGUUGGCUUCCAGAGGAACUCCCAUCAAGAUCACAGCUUCUCCUGAUAGAUGUUUCUCUGCAUGGAUAGGUGCAUCCAUUGUGACCUCUCUGAGCAGUUUCAGGCAGAUGUGGAUCACUUCUGCUGAUUUCAUGGAGUUUGGGACAUAUGUUGUUCAGAGAAGAUGCUUUUAAGGAAUCCAGAGCACAAGGGCC
Messenger RNA from Mirounga angustirostris (Northern elephant seal), 1324 nucleotides. Its product is annotated as actin-related protein T1. Gene Ontology annotation, molecular function: chromatin binding. The record is from RefSeq and is a predicted model, not a curated record. Lineage: Eukaryota; Metazoa; Chordata; Mammalia; Carnivora; Phocidae. Gene Ontology annotation, cellular component: nucleus. Gene Ontology annotation, biological process: regulation of DNA-templated transcription. The coding region runs from base 170 to 1303 and encodes 377 amino acids. The transcript has a single exon.